This is a messenger RNA of Pseudomassariella vexata, 1479 nucleotides long. RefSeq lists its product as uncharacterized. The transcript is spliced from 5 exons. The coding region runs from base 1 to 1479 and encodes 492 amino acids. The record is from RefSeq and is a predicted model, not a curated record. Gene Ontology annotation, molecular function: ATP binding; D-alanine-D-alanine ligase activity; metal ion binding. NCBI's taxonomy places the organism in Eukaryota, Fungi, Ascomycota, Sordariomycetes, Amphisphaeriales, Pseudomassariaceae.
AUGAUCAAUGUGUCCCGUAGUAGUACCCUGCAGAAUGGUUUCCAGAGCUGUGUCAACGACUCUACUUCAUCUGAUGCUUUGAAAUUCGUGCUGGAGCACCUUGGGGAUGCCCAAGGGCUGUUCAAGCUCCUAUUGCCACUACAGUCUGGCUACAUUUUCCAAUCCGACUUUCUUGAGCGGCGUAUGGUUGAUUGCCUGAACGUAGACCGUGUGAAAGGCUUUGUCACACCCGGACAACAACUCGAGGGUCGCACAACAGAGGCGUACCAGGCAAUGAAUCUCUCAGACCUGCUUCCCUACUGCUACGGGGCCUUGAAGGUCGAAAAGGACGGGUCUGCCUAUGUCAAUGAGGAGCUGGUAAACCGUCUCUCCUUCCCGUGGCUCUCACACAGUCCCGUGGCCCGAAAGCUUUUGGCACUUCUCGGCGGGGGAUCUCUGCUCAAAUUUGGGGGCUAUCACAUAGCCGCGGCUUCAUUAAACAUUGGACUUGUCGUUGUCAUGUCCACGGAUGAGCAUCUCCUCAGUAUCAUAGCCUACGUGGCGGAACAGUUGGGAUUCGAGACCGCACCAGCCAAGUCGGUCGCAAUAGCACAGAACAAGUUCCAGACACGACAACUCGAUAUAACAAAUAUCUACUGCCGACUGGUUAAGUGUCCGGCCGAUCUAGAAAGACUGCUAGCCGAGGAUGGGCCGCGCCUCGAGUACCCGCUCAUUGUCAAGCCUUCCAAGGACUGGUCGUCCGAGGGCAUCUGGAAAGUGGACAACGAAGAGGAGCUGCGUCACAGAGUACCCAUGCUGUGGCAGGACAGUUUAAUCGCCUGGCACGGCAGGGAUGUCGUCAUCGAGACGUUCAUCGAGGGCCCCGAGGUCGAUGCUAACAUGGUUCUUGUUAAUGGGCAGGUUGUCUUCUUCGAGGCUAAUGACGACUUUCCUAGCACUAGGGACGUGAUUGACGGACACGAAAAUGACGGCCAGGACGCGGAUCGGACCUCAGCCCCCAUGGCUAACUUUGUUAAGACGUCAAACGUCUUACCCUGUCACUAUGCCGAGACGGCCGAUGUGGUUGGCUCGGGCCGCCUCAUCGACUUGGAGCCCAAGACACCGGCAGCAUCCACAGCGAAGCCAGUGGAUAUACUCCUCGUCGAGAUCCACCCCCGCGCACCAGACUUUCAAGAAUGCGAGGCCACAGGGCACGCGUAUGGCUUCUGCUACUACAUCUUGUCGUAUCACCUACGGAUGGAGCUGAUCGCGGCUGAGAAGGGCGGUAUCUACCGGAUAGGUGACGUUUGCACGGCCAUAUUACAGCAGGCGCCGCAUUUACAUAAACACGUCGUCAAAUUUACUGAUCCCAAAACCGGCAUAGUCUACGGCAACUUUAUCGCCUAUAUUCUGGCGGUUUCGCGCACGGAUCGGCGAGAUGCGAUCAGAGUAGGCCACGAGCUCAGAUGUAUGGUGAGGGAGUACACUAACGGCUUUUGA